AUGUUCCCCCCCAGCUGCCCACCGGCAUGCUUGAAACGGAAGACCUCAAGUACCCAUUCCUCUUCCAACAAGCGGGUCCGGCUCUCGGGAGUUUUCUCUCCCCGUCUCAUUGUUCCCACCGGAGCUCGACGUUCUAUAUGGGAUUGGACCAAACCUCCCCGGUUUAUCCUCGAUCCUGUUGCAGUACAGGGAGCCAAACGGACCCUCGCCGAGGAUGAGGACAUAUAUACACCGAGCAAUUGUAAAGUACGCCUUCUAGACAACCGAGAUGCCCUCUUCCUGCCCGGUUACAAAAGGCUCCCAACCAAGAAGCAACGUAAGCGGAGCUUAUCCACCUCGUCGCCGUCCAAGAAGUCCCUCGAGGUUGUGAGGCUACGGAGACGGGAGCAGUUCAAACGCCAGCUACAACGUGUAGAUUCAGGCAUUUGCAUGGAUUCUGAUGAGGAUCUUGACCUUGACACUGUUGUAGAGAAUAUCAGUCCUUUCGACGGUUUCGCUUUCACUGGCGUGAUCGUCGAUAUGACCGAAGCCAUGGAGGCUACAGCUACAACUACGGAGGGGGACGAUAUGGAUAUUGAGGACGCUAUCAUUAGCUACUUCUAG
Molecule: messenger RNA, 603 nt
Organism: Morchella importuna
Lineage: Eukaryota; Fungi; Ascomycota; Pezizomycetes; Pezizales; Morchellaceae
Exons: 3
Coding region: 1-603 (200 amino acids)
Source: RefSeq, a predicted model, not a curated record